Ilyonectria robusta is the source of this 2532-nucleotide messenger RNA. RefSeq lists its product as uncharacterized. The transcript has a single exon. The coding region runs from base 59 to 2218 and encodes 719 amino acids. NCBI's taxonomy places the organism in Eukaryota, Fungi, Ascomycota, Sordariomycetes, Hypocreales, Nectriaceae. The record is from RefSeq and is a predicted model, not a curated record.
CUUCAGUCAACUACAGAGGAACUACGCAUACCCCUGAAGAAGCCAAACCUUCGUGAUCAUGGCCGAACUCGGACGCUCGCAGUCGCAGUGGCAGCUCAACGACUUGAAGUACCGGCACGAACUCGCCAAAGCUUACAGCAUCAUCGACCAGCGCCGGCUCGAAGCGACGUGGACUCGCUCGAACGACGGCGGCUUAGUCAACGGCCCAGGGCGUGAUGGUCGUGCCACCGCACCCGAGCCACAGACCCUGCUGCGGUAUCUUGAGAUGUGCCACUCGCUCAACCUUGAUAUCGACGUGCUGCCCGACCGCCCCAACCCUACGCAAGGCGACUGCCGAAGCCCGGCGCAGCGGAUUUGUCCUCGAAAGAUCAUCCCGUGGGAGGGCUUUGCAGAAGCGCAGGAGGGCAUCUGGAAGCAACUUUCACUUGGCUCCUCAUUCUCCCACGCGGCCGUCUUCCCGUCUCGAGAUCAACUGGAAGCCGUGGGGGCUCUGCUCAAGCCCAUUGGAUGCGAACUCGGGCUCCAGAGGUUCCAACGCCACGUUGUGGAAAACGCGUUGGCCAAGCUGGUCGAGGAGGCAUACAACGACGAAGCACUGAGGAACCGUCUCGGUAUUCCCGGCGGGAUUACCUUCGAAACCCACCCGGACCUAGGCGGGACCCGUGCUCUCCACUCCAAGUACAUGGAUCUCACCUCCGUCUACGGCGACGCUAAUACUGCACGAUGGGCCGAACGCUUUAUUGCUUUCAUGUCCGGCCGGGACACCAGGAGACAAGGCCCAUGUCCAGACCAAUGCUGCAUCUACCGAACUUCGAACGACUGCAAUGUCCCCGUCCUCGCGAUCGAGUACAAGGCACCGAACAAGCUGAGCUGCGAGGACAUCACCACAGGAUUAGCAUCAGAUAUCGAUCUGAACCACGACGUCAUCCACAAUGACGGCCAGGGGUUCCAGUCUACUGCAAGGCGUCUCGCCUCGGCCGUUGUGUCACAGCUGUUCUUCUACAUGGUCGAAAAGGGCGUCCAGUACGGGUACGUAUGCACAGGGGAGGCAUUUGUCUUCCUCCACAUCCCGGACGACCCGUCCUGCGUUCGCUACUCGGUCUGUGUGCCGAACCGGGACGUCAAAGUCGGCGGUGAAAACCAACUCCAUCGCAGUGCCGUCGCACAAGUUCUCGCGUUUACCCUCCAGGCGUUGCGAGCGCCACCUCCGCCCGCGGAUUGGCGCGACGCUGCCCAGCGCCUCGACAUGUGGUACGUGAAGUUUGACGAUGUCUUGAAGAGUAUUCCAGCGGCAAUCAUCCCGCAGCGAUGCGCAACUUCACAGCCAUUGGGCUUCGUCUACUCCCCGAUCCGAACACCCUUUCAACUACCGCGAAGCGUCCCAUUGCAACCAAGCCUUGGCAAUGGCUACUAUCUCAACAACUUCUCGUCGACCGUCGGCCAAUUCAACCGUCCUCCGGGGGUGUCAAUCGUUUCGAGGGGUAUCAUGCCAUCGAUCGAGGGGCUGGAUCAGCAGGUUCCGGGUCAGGCGAGCCCUGUGUCCCGGCGAAACAUCCACGACCGGCCAUUCUGCACACACAAAUGCAUUCUCGGGCUUUCGUUUUGCGGACCCAUGGACGAUGACUGCCCUAACUUCAACGACCAUGGCAAUGAACACUUGGACCCGGAUGAAAUUCUUGGUCUGAUCCGCAACCAACUCGCCCGCGACCACCACGGACAAGGCACUGACUGCGUGCCGCUCACGAUACCAGGAUCGGUCGGGACGCUUUUCAAAGUGCGCCUUGCGUCUCAUGGUUACACUUUCGUGGCCAAAGGCGUCCAAUCGAAGGAUAUUGCGGCGCUGCGUCACGAAGAAGAAAUUUACGACAGCAUUCACACACUUCAGGGGCUCUACGUCCCGGUCUGCAUCGGUAUCGUUGACCUCAAGCAACCAAAAUACUACGGCGGUGGCAAGUUCAUGCACUUCCUCUUUCUGACAUACGCUGGACGCCCAAUCUGCGAGAACCUGGAAUCAAUAAGCCCUCCCAUAAUCAACACGGUGAAGUACGCAUUCGAGGAAUUGCGCGAACGGCUUAUUGACCACCGCCACGUUAAGCGACAUCACAUACUAGUGCACGAGGGUAGGGCUAUGCUUGUGAACUUUCGGCGGGCGGAUCUCUAUCCCCGACCUCUUUUGCCCAGCAGUGAGAAUGGGAAGAGGAAGCGCGAGACGAUGUAGCCGAGAUAUCAGCAUGGGAGGAGCGCUUGCGACAUAGGGCCUAGAUCCAAGGUACAAUACUAGACCCUAAUGGUAUCGCGGAGCAUUUGAGCUGGCAAAAAUGAGACUUACUGGGAACAUCAAGGGCUGGGUCUUGAGAAGGUUAAUGGAAGGGCGUGGGAUUUUUCGGUCUUGACAUGAUUUCUUGAGAUUUUGAGACUGCAGCUUGUUGGUACGGAUCAUGUGGUAGAUGCACCCGUUCAAGCGUGUAAUUAGCAAAUCUCGCCGCCGAAUUGAUGCUCGAGAAAAUGUUCUCCGUGAGGCUUGAGCGUUAC